Molecule: messenger RNA, 646 nt
Organism: Acromyrmex echinatior (Panamanian leafcutter ant)
Lineage: Eukaryota; Metazoa; Arthropoda; Insecta; Hymenoptera; Formicidae
Product: general transcription factor 3C polypeptide 6
Biological process (GO): transcription by RNA polymerase III
Cellular component (GO): transcription factor TFIIIC complex
Source: RefSeq, a predicted model, not a curated record
UUGUGAAUUUAAAUAAUAACAAAUAAUAAUUCAUAACAACUCAUAAGAAAGAUGGAGUCGGAUGGUGAGUUAUCUGAAAAUGAAGAAGAAAUGCUCGUAUAUGUAGAAUUUGAGGGGCUUACCGGUAACGAAAUGUUCAAUAAUAAAGAUCUUCAAUUGGAUAUGAUUGGAAUAGAUACUGAACAUCCUAUAAUGGAAAUUAAUGGACGGUUUUAUGAGGGCACUUAUGAAGACGCUGUAGGCACUUAUAUGUUCUUUGAGAAAGAUGACAAUCCAAAGGUGGACGAUGAGGUAUUCGAUAAAGUGCCGACUUUAAAAUAUUCUGCUAAAACGAGAAAGUUACUUAAGAUGCAGAGAGUGUUUACAAAGCCAAGAGUUGAGGUCCUCGGUGAUGCCGAACAUGAAAGUUGUAUUCCGAAUGAAGAAAUGUUAGCACAAGCUGGUGUGCCUCCAAAGUAUCAAGAGGAAGCUAUGCAGUUCUGGAAUAAAGUACGUGAUGAGAAACUAGAAGAAUUAAGCAUAUUCUUGGAAAAACAGAAAAUUAGAGAAGAGAAAAAAUCCAAAGGUAUUGCAUUGGAUUCAGAGUCUGAUGAGGAAAACCUCGUCGUACAAAAAACCAAAGAAAAAUCAGAAGAAACAUGAGAAA